Molecule: messenger RNA, 2593 nt
Organism: Stylophora pistillata
Lineage: Eukaryota; Metazoa; Cnidaria; Anthozoa; Scleractinia; Pocilloporidae
Molecular function (GO): RNA binding
Source: RefSeq, a predicted model, not a curated record
UUUGUAGGACGCCAUUUCUGUAUCCAUUCAAGAUAGGCUGUUUAAGAUUUGUGCGACCAUCAUGAGCUUCGAUGGAAGUAAAGGCCCGCCCCAAAUUGAGGGAAUGACUAGCUUAAAAGUCGAUAACCUUACUUAUCGCACUACCGUAGGAGAUUUGACGCACGUUUUUUCAAAAUACGGCGAUCUUGGCGACGUUUACAUCCCGCGUGACCGCUACAAACAAGAAUCCAGAGGGUUUGCUUUCGUACGAUUCUACGAGAAGCGAGAUGCGGAAGAUGCAAUGGAUGCCUUGCACGGAACUAUCAUCGAUGGAAGAGAAAUCCGUGUGCAGAUGGCAAAGUAUGGCAGACCAUCAGAUCCUUAUAAACCUCGAAAUAAUCGUUACAGGCAAUCAUCGUCCUACAGCAGCUCGAGGUAUCGAUCCCGUUCUCGUUCUCCACGACGAAGGGCACGCCGAUCACGUUCCAGAUCUCCACGGCGUCGUUCGAAGUCUCGCUCCCGUUCACCACGCAAAGCUCGUUACAGUGGCUCGCAGUCACCAAGAAAACAGGAGAGCCGUUCUCGCUCCAGAAGUCCUCGGCGUAAGCGAUCCCACUCAAGGUCCCGUUCAAAAUCUGGUUCAAGACCCAGACAGUCUCGUUCCAAGUCCCGUUCUCGGUCCAAAUCCCAUUCGAGAUCACCCCAGAACAAAACAUCAAGGUCUCCUUCUAGGUCUCCUAAACAGAGAAGAUCUGUGACUCCAGAUCGCACCGCACAAGAUCAUGAUGACAACAUUGACGCUUCUGCAGAGCAACAACAAGAAAGUGCUGACAACGAACGAAGAGAAAACAAUGCUUAUGAUUAAACAAUCCAAGCUUUCUUUAGACUUACUUAAACCAUUUAUAGUAAUCAGUUCUUUUAAGUAUUCUCUUCCAGGCUUUGUUGCUGUUGUGGAGAUGGGGAGUAAACUUUUGUUGCAGAGCAAGGAGGGAAUGGAUUGGGCAUUCUUCUAUUUUAGGUAGAGAUACCAAAGUUAUAGUGUGCUUUUGAUAUCACGCACUAGUUAGCUUAUUAGAGAAAAGCAAGUUUUAUGGAUGUGAUGUCACCACCUCCAAUUACCGUAUUAGUGCAGAAAUACAGGCUGCUCUUGUAGUAGAGUGAUUAAUGCCAACACAGACCCAUGAAACCUGGAGGACACUAUGUUUGAAACCUCCCCUGUCCACGCUCAUGGAUACUUUUGUUUGCAAUGUAUGACCAAACUUGAAUUUUAUUUUUAUUUUUUGCUUGCCUUACUGUGUAUAUUGAACAGUUACUACUCAACAAUUAAGAAUUAGUUUCUUCAUUUCCAUUUGGUUCAUACAUAGAGGAGAGAAAUUUGUUUUAGAUUUUGUUAGAUGCUCUCGUGAGUUGCCAGAGCUUCUCUAGACUCAAGAAGCUAGAUAUAUACAUUUGAGUUGAACAACAGUAAAACAAACAAGAACAGCUGUUACACACUUUAAACUUUGACAAAAAGUUGAGUUCCCUACAAGAAUAUGUUAGGGUGCAAUUGAAACAAGAAUCUCAACAUUGUGUUGAUUAGCAAAGAUACAUUAUCUCCGUGUAAAAAUUAGGCUCUGCUUUCAAAGACCUGCAAAAGAGUUAGUUUUUUCUCUUAGGGUAAUGUAAUGAACUUGUUUAUUGAAGGGCCUGAAAAGAAUGAGGCAAGAGUUGUGUAAAACACUAAACUCUCGAGAGUUACAGGAGAUGUGUUCGUAGACAGUAGUGUGAUUUCCAAGUUUUUUUAAUCUCACAUGAAUUGGUAUUUUGGCCCUCAAAAUUAAGGAUUUGUAGGGAUUGGCCUUGUGAUCAACUUCAAAUAAUUCUCAAUGGCAGUAGCUUGUUUGAUUCGUUGGAGUGUUUUGUAAUCCUACUAUAUUCAGUCAAAUUUGUAAUCUAGUUUGGUCUUUGGGAAGGGCCAGUUUGACCUUGUAUAUCAGCAUUUUUAUCCGCUUUCCUUGAUAUGCAUUUUUUCAUUGAAUGAGUGGUUUGAACUUUCUGUCGUUUUUAUUGAUAACCUAUUUCUCGUGAUGACUGGAAGAAAAAAAUUUAAAUGUUAUCCAGUCUCAAAAAAUUAUGUUCAUAGUACACUCUUGUGAAUGAGUCUUUGAUUUAAGUUAAUUUUUUAGUGUAAAAAAACUGUGAAGUAACUUAGGGCCUCUUCAUCUAAGUGUAGCAGUCAAGCUGAUCGAUUUUAAGGAAAAAUACUGUUGAACUUUUGUAUUUCAAAUUUCACCUUGGUUACUAAGGUGAGAACUCGUGCCUGGCAUGGUUCAUUUUAGAAAUUUCAGCUCAGUUGCUGAGAUAAACAAGGUGCAACCUUUUAGGUGUUACCUUGGUAACCAGAGUGGUUAUGUAGAAUUCCCAUCUUAGGAACUAAGACCUUGAUAACUGGUUUAGCCUGCCUUUGCUCUGAACUAUAGAAAAUUUUCCAAGGAAAGGGGGAAGAUCUUAUAGGCUGUGUGAGCCUGUUUGAUCGGGCUUAUUUGAAGAGGCUACAGAGAGUAAAGUAAUUAGCGAGUUAUAAUUAAUUUUUUUUUUGUGUAGUCAAUUUGAUGUUAAAACUAUCAUAUCAACC